CUGGGAUCGAUCGUGAAACGUGCUAACGACUCGUAGUCGUAACCGUCGUCGUUGUCCCGCGGCCAAAGGUGCGAAAAGGGUGCGCUCAAAGGCACUCGAUGCGCCGCGCCGCGAUAGAGAGCCUCAAGUGAUCUUGAAAGUGAGAGUAUCUUGGUGGAUCAGUGAAUGUGUGUCGGUCGUGUCGGCUCGAGCUAGGUGUGGUGCCGUGGCGUAUUUGCACGACCAAUUCACAUCCUUUUUCCCCGCUACGCUAGGGCUCAGGGCCUUUUCCUACACGGUUUUCUCUUCACGACAACAACGACACGGUGCCCGUGACACGGUGCCGCCGGAUUUGAUCAUAUUUUGGUGAUCACUCGCGUGUGUGUGUGUGUGUGCUUGUGUUCGAGAAGUGUGCGCACGCGGGUGUGCUCUCAAAAUAAGGAAACAGAUCCGCCGCAAAGAUGGUUGGGCAGAGAAUAGCAAACUCUUUACUGAAGAGAUCCGCCUUUUCCUCGGCUCUGAACGUGGAGCCCGCCGUCCUCGAGCCGACCACGAUCCAGCAGCAGCUGCGACAACCCGUCCCGACGGCGGUCAGUGGACAGUAUCCGCAUCAUGCCCGGCCGUACAUCGAUGUGCCGGGUCCGAAGGGACUGCCGCUGAUCGGCAACUCCUGGCGCUUCGCACCGAUAAUCGGUCAGUACAAAAUCGAAGAUCUGGACAAGGUAAUGCAGGACCUGCACCGCCAGUACGGGCGCAUCGCGAAGGUAAACGGGCUGAUUGGCCAUCCGGAUUUGCUGUUUGUGUUCGACGCGGACCUCAUCCGAGACACGUUCAAGAAGGAGGAAGUGCAACCGCACCGACCGGCGAUGCCCUCACUGCGCAACUACAAAUCGAAGCUGCGGAAGGAUUUCUUCGGUGACAAUAUGGGACUGAUUGGGGUGCACGGCGAAAAGUGGGACGCUUUCCGGGCACAAGUCCAACAGGUGAUGCUGCAGCCCUCGACGGCGAAGAAGUACAUUGCCCCGCUCGACGAAAUCUCCAGCGACUUCAUGGACAGGGUUCAAGAGAUGCGCGACGAGAACGAUGAGCUACCGGGAGAUUUUCUGCACGAGCUGUACAAGUGGGCCCUUGAAUCGAUCGGCCGGGUAGCGCUCGACACGCGUCUGGGCUGCGUGUCGAAGGAUGGCAACGAUGAAUCGAAGCGCAUUAUCAAUUCCAUCAACACCUUUUUCUGGACCGUGGCCGAAGUCGAGCUGCGGAUGCCGGUGUGGCGCAUCUACGAGACGAGCGCCUACAAAAACUACCUCGCCGCACUGGACACGUUCCGAGAGCUGUGCAUGCGGCACAUCAACAUUGCGAUGGAGAAGAUGAACAGCAGCACGGAGCAGAAGAGCGAGGAGUGCAUCUCGCUGGUGGAGCGCAUCCUUCAGAAGACCAACAACCCAAAGAUUGCGGCAGUCCUUGCGCUCGAUUUGAUCAUGGUUGGCGUCGACACGACCUCGGUGGCGGCCACCUCGACGAUCUACCAGCUCAGCCAGCACCCGGACAAGCAGGAGAUUCUGUUCAACGAAAUCAAGCGCAGCAUGCCGACGCCGGACACGAAGUUUACCAUCUCCAUGCUGGAAACGAUGCCAUAUCUGAGAGCCUGCAUUAAGGAAACGCUACGCAUGUACCCGGUGGUGAUUGGCAAUGGGCGCAGCCUGCAGACCGAUGCCGUCAUCGGUGGAUACCACAUUCCGAAAGGGACACACGUCAUCUUUCCGCAUUUGGUCGUGUCGAACCUGGAAAAGUAUUUCCCCGAGCCGGACCGGUUCGUGCCGGAGCGGUGGCUGAAGCGGGGCGAGCUGCAGGAGCACUCCGGGUGUCCGCACGCCGGCCAAAAGAUCCACCCGUACGUGAGCCUCCCGUUCGGGUACGGCCGGCGGACCUGCAUCGGGCGGCGGUUUGCCGAGUGCGAGCUGCAGAUACUACUCUCGAAGCUCUUCCGCCGGUACCAGGUGGAGUACAACUACGAGAAGCUAACGUACAAGGUGAACCCAACCUACAUUCCGGACAAGCCGCUGAAAUUCAAGCUCACGGAGCGGAGCAGCUAGACACUAAACUUAUGUACAUACGAGUAAAUUGUUGAAUAAAUUAAGAUAA
Molecule: messenger RNA, 2121 nt
Organism: Anopheles cruzii
Lineage: Eukaryota; Metazoa; Arthropoda; Insecta; Diptera; Culicidae
Gene: Cyp49a1
Product: probable cytochrome P450 49a1
Exons: 11
Coding region: 441-2072 (543 amino acids)
Molecular function (GO): monooxygenase activity; oxidoreductase activity, acting on paired donors, with incorporation or reduction of molecular oxygen; iron ion binding
Source: RefSeq, a predicted model, not a curated record